GGCUACUUGACCCGUCAAUCAAACAAGCACGCGGGAACGGUUGCUAGCCUACAUCCAUGCUGCCAGCUUGCUUUCAACAGCUUUAAAAAACAGCUUCUAUCUUGUGUUGUCUCUCACCACUGUGAUGGCCUGUCUUCAACAAGUUAGAAGUGAACAGGAUACUCAGCUGUUGCCUAAUCAGGUUCUCUCAGAGCAGCAGUCAUUGGUUGUUAUAAAGAAGCUUCUGGCCAUCGCAGUGUCUGGCAUCACAUACCUCCGGGGCCUUUUCCCAGAGAAAGCCUACGGCAGCAAAUAUGUUGAAGAUCAGAAAGUGAUGAUCCUUAGAGAGGAGCGCAGUUGUCCCGGUGCCAGUCAGAUUGUUCAAUGGAUGCAGGGAUGCUUUGACGCCAUCCAGAAGAAGUAUCUGCGGACAGUCAUCAUGUCUCUCUACACUGACCCAGAGAACCCCCAGAAGGUGACUGAGUAUUACCAGUUUAGGAUCCAUUACACAGCGAAAGGAACGCAGAUGGAAUUUGAAAUCAACAACAAAAACAAGGUGUCUUCAAUGUCAUGCGGCAACACCAAGAAGGCCAGCAUCCUGCUGGUGAGGAAGCUCUACACUCUGAUGCAGAACCUGGGUCCUCUACCAGAAAAUGUCUGCCUCAACAUGAAGCUGGCUUACUAUGACAAUGUCACUCCUCAGGACUACCAGCCGCCGGGCUUCAUGGAGGCUGAGGGCGACACCAUGGAGUUUGAGAGGGAGCCGGUCAAACUCACCAUGGGCGAGGUGACCACCCCCUUCCACUCUUUGAAGUUUGACAUGGCCACAGAGAGACAGAGACUGGAGCAGGUGGAGCAGAGUGUUCAUGUGACGGAGAAGUGGGUUCUGAAGAUGGAGGAGGAGGGCGUCCUGUCGCAGACUCAUGUGAUUGACGACGUGGAGAAACCUGACAACGAGAACACAGACUUGGACAACACCGAGAUCCAGAUGAGCUGUGAUGAGAAGAUGGAAGAAGAGGACACCACAGAGAUGGUGAAGAAGAUCUCUGACAUGAAGGUGGGCCUGAAGACCAGGAGUGGACGGAUCAUCAUGACCACUACGGAGACAAACCUGACAACAAGGAGCCUGAACAACAAGAAGCCGACAGCUAUGAAGGACAAAACGAUUUCUCAGUAUAACAUCCCCAACAGCCAGGACACGCCGUCCACCUCCGUGCCGAAGAAGAAGCGCAAAUUCAGCGAGCCCAAAGAGCGCUACUGACCUCACACCCCCCUGCUAACACAGCAGCACUGCUGUAUUGAUUUACUCUGAUGUUUUUUUAAAUUUAAAUGUUGAUUACAAGUUACAUCGCUGUUUUUAAAGGGAAUUCCACUCCUUAUUGCAUUAAUGUGGGGGUUUUGAUAUAACACUUUAUUUGAAUGCAACACACAUCUAAAAUGUGGACAGUUUAUUUAAAGACACAAUACUGAUGACUUCAUUAACACAGUUUUUCAAUUGAUUGUUAUGUUUGUUUUACUGUUACUUGUUUACAAAGCAUGUUUUCAUACUUAUUUAGUCAUUCUUAAUUAAAUACAAAAAUGCAUCCAG
Messenger RNA from Sebastes umbrosus (honeycomb rockfish), 1567 nucleotides. RefSeq names its product HORMA domain containing 1 (gene hormad1). The transcript has 16 exons. Bases 125 to 1240 code for a protein of 371 amino acids. The record is from RefSeq and is a predicted model, not a curated record. Lineage: Eukaryota; Metazoa; Chordata; Actinopteri; Perciformes; Sebastidae.